CUGAAAAUCAACAAGAAAACCGAAUCUCAAAGCGGGUUUCACUGUUCUCACCUCCUCCGUUGAAAAGAGGUGGAAGAGCAACGGUGAUGGUCGGAGUGGCGCUGCGAGCGAACCCAUGAAGAGCGGCGACGGCGCGGGAGGCCGGAGAGAAAUCGCCGGAGGGAGUAGCAGUGGGAGCUCUAAUCUCGAGUCGCGCUUCAACCAGACACUAAGGAACGUUCAAGGGUUACUUAAAGGCCGAACUUUUCCUGGCAAGGUUUUGCUAACGCGAAAAUUUGAACCUCCAAAUGUGUGUACUUCACCUGAACACACUGAAGAAUUUGAAAGAAGCCACUCAGAAAAUGACUUGAACCAAAGUGAUUGGGUAGAGAUUUCUUCAGAGGUGGAGUUUCAACAUUCAAGCAACACAAAAACCAAUGCAAGUCUUCUAAAAUCUAAAUCAACACCUUCAAAGAUUGGUAGUAUGUCCCCAGAUGCUCAGAAAUCAGUUUCUGGAGCUAGAGCUACAGACUCGGCAAGAAUUGCAAAAUUUACAAAGGAAUUAUCUGGAACAUCUGUCAUAAUGGAAAAAUUGCGUGAAUUAGCUUGGAGUGGUGUACCACCAUAUAUGCGCCCUAACAUUUGGAGACUUCUUUUGGGGUAUGCAUCACCUAAUUCAGAUAGACGGGAGGGAGCUUUGAGAAGGAAACGGCUGGAAUAUGUUGACUGUGUCUCACAAUAUUAUGAUAUUCCUGAAACAGAACGUUCUGAAGAUGAGAUCAACAUGCUACGCCAGAUUGCUGUUGAUUGUCCAAGGACUGUGCCUGAUGUUGCUUUCUUCCAGCAGGAACAAGUUCAGAAAUCUCUGGAGCGUGUUCUUUAUACAUGGGCUAUUCGUCAUCCAGCAAGUGGAUAUGUUCAAGGCAUAAAUGACCUUGUCACACCUUUUAUGAUAGUGUUUUUGUCAGAGUAUCUACAGGGAAGCAUGGAGAAUUGGUUAAUUUCUGACUUAUCUCCAGAAAAGAUCUCUGAUGUGGAAGCCGACUGCUAUUGGUGUCUCUCAAAACUUCUUGAUGGCAUGCAAGAUCACUACACAUUUGCUCAACCAGGAAUUCAACGACUUGUCUUCAAACUGAAAGAGCUUGUUCGGCGGAUAGAUGAACCGGUAUCCAGACACAUGGAGGAGCAAGGGCUAGAUUUUCUCCAGUUUGCUUUUCGAUGGUUCAAUUGCCUCUUGAUUCGUGAGAUCCCUUUCUGUCUGGUUACACGCUUAUGGGAUACUUAUCUGGCCGAAGGUGAUUCCCUUCCUGAUUUCCUUGUCUACAUAGCUGCCAGUUUUCUACUGACGUGGUCCGAUAUGCUUCUAAAACUUGAAUUCCAAGAGAUGGUCAUGUUCCUUCAACACUUACCAACCCAGAACUGGACACACCAUGAAUUGGAGAUGGUUCUAUCAAGAGCAUUCAUGUGGCAUGCCAUGUUUGAUAGAUCUCCAAGUCAUCUAGCCAGCUAGCUCAGCACAACCAAACCAUCUUUAAAUUCUGGUUUGUCCUCUCUCUCUUUUGCUUUCAGUUUUCAAAUCUGGUUUUUCUUGGGAGUUAUAAUAAGUCUAUUUGCUAAGAUAUGUGCUUUCUUUGCCUGUGUUAUAAGAUUUGUAUCUAUCUUUCAAACCUUCUAAAAUUGUUAAGAUAUGUGUGCU
Molecule: messenger RNA, 1675 nt
Organism: Dioscorea cayenensis subsp. rotundata (Guinea yam)
Lineage: Eukaryota; Viridiplantae; Streptophyta; Magnoliopsida; Dioscoreales; Dioscoreaceae
Product: TBC1 domain family member 22B
Biological process (GO): activation of GTPase activity
Molecular function (GO): GTPase activator activity
Source: RefSeq, a predicted model, not a curated record